AUGGAGGAGGUCAGUGAUGGAGGAGGUCAGAGAUGGAGGAGGUCAGUGAUGGAGGAGGUCAGUGAUGGAGGAGGUCAGAGAUGGAGGAGGUCAGAGAUGGAGGAGGUCAGUGAUGGAGGAGGUCAGAGAUGGAGGAGGUCAGAGAUGGAGGAGGAGGUCAGAGAUGGAGGAGGAGGUCAGAGAUGGAGGAGGUCAGUGAUGGAGGAGGUCAGUGAUGGAGGAGGUCAGAGAUGGAGGAGGUCAGUGAUGGAGGAGGUCAGUGAUGGAGGAGGUCAGUGA
Molecule: messenger RNA, 279 nt
Organism: Knipowitschia caucasica
Lineage: Eukaryota; Metazoa; Chordata; Actinopteri; Gobiiformes; Gobiidae
Source: the annotation of a GenBank genome assembly